AUGAAGAGAAAGUCUUUUGCUGGCCACAAGAACAAGAACGAUCUUCCCUUGGCUCUGAGUGUGCAUUAUCUGCGGACAACAUUUUUGCAAGAAGUGCUGUCGACUCCUGGACUCUCCAAGAAAUCGACGAUCUACGACAUUGAGAAUCUGGAUGAAGCCACACCGGGUGUCAUUCGCAGCAAGGGAUUGGACAUUGAUUGUCCUCACGAUGGGAGACCCGGAGCCGCUUAUGUGGAUUGCGUCCACGGGCGCGACAAUGUGGGUCCCGCCCGUUACAUGCUCAGCUAUUCGUGGGCAUAUAGAUUAACGGAUAUCCUCGAUACUUUAUCGGAGUAUUGUUUCCAGAAUCGACGCAAUCCAAGACGCACGUACGUGUGGAUCUGCUGUCUCUGUAACAAUCAACAUCGCGUCUACGAAAAUCGUCAAGCCGGGGAAGUCGUGCCCUUUGAAGAAUUUAGAGAUGUCUUCUUUGGAAGAGUCACCAAAAUUGGACACAUACUCGCAAUGAUGCAGCCAUGGCACAGUCCAACCUAUCUUCAAAGGGUCUGGUGCAUCUUUGAGCUCACAACAGCCGAGAGUCAUGGAUGUCAAUUGAGCAUUGUCAUGCCACCCAAGGAAAAGGACUCUCUCGACAAUCAUCUCUUUGGCACCAAGGGAAAGUCUCUCGAUGCCUUUUUCCGAGUCCUCGCCAGAACCAGUGUGGAAGAUGCUCAAGCAUCGGUGGAAAAUGAUCGCACGGCCAUUUUAAAAGUCGUCAUGGAAGGAAUGGGAUGUGCCGCCUUGAAUCAACGUGUCAAUGAGUUGUUACGGUUGUGGUUGGACGGCGUCGUGCACGAUAUCAUUGCCUAUCGACAAGAUCUACAAGACUAUUUUGGUGACAACUGUGGCAGCAUGGCACACGCCAGAUUCUGUAGUCGUGUCUGUGUCUUGUUCCACAAGAAUGGUCGGAACCCACAGGAGGCAUUGGAAUGGGGCAACAAGGCCAUUGAAAUUCAUAGUGCCAAAAACAAUCCGCAAGUGCAUGAAAUUGCAGCAUGUUAUAGUCACGUGGGCAAUGUCCAAACUUCCAUGGGUGAACUCGACCAGGCGUUGGCAUCCUAUGAACAGGGAUUUGAUGUCUUGGCCGUGUACUUGCGGAACAAACAUCCAGCGAUCGCCAGUGAAUAUGCGUUCAUCACAGGCAAUGUACUACGACGGCGACAACAACAACAAAAAACACACGGGAGAAUGGAUUACAAACGAGAUUAUGACUACGUUCUGGGACUGCACAAGAGACGUCUGGCCAAACCAAACACGCGAAAACAAAAUGUAUUAGCAGAGCAGGACAACAAGAACAAUAAAAAGGUGGAACCCAUCAUUUGGCGUACCAUGGCCACAAUACACAACAACAUUGCCCACAUUUGCAUGGAGCUAGACGACGAGGACGGUGCCUUGGCACGAGCGUACAUGGCAUUGGCGCUCAUCGAAUACGUCGUGGGUGAUACGGACCAUGUCGAAGCGGCACGAUCUCAUGAGAUUCGCGGCAGCAUCUUGGAACAACACGAGGACCAUGCCGGUGCUCUGGAUUUGUAUCGCAGGGCACUGGGCAUGCGCAAAAAUGUACAGGGAAAGCAUCCCGAAACGGCACAGUCUCUCUACCGGGUGGCGUGCAUGUGGCAUUCCAAUAGCGAACAUGAUCGGGCACUGGAGAAACAUCGAGAAGCGCUCGUCAUUCGAAAAGCCGUGUUGGGUGCCACGCACUUGGACACCGCUGCCUCUCAUGAGGCCAUUGGCGACGUUCUUCACUUUAUGGGGGACCACACAGAAUCUUUGGUGGAGUAUAGGAUCGCGCUGGCCAUCAAGGCAUCCUUGUUGGGCGAUGGGCCCGACACGGCACGUUUGCGCAUCUGUAUGGGCGACACUUGCAAGGAUGCGCAGGAUUUCGAUGGAGCCUUGGAACAUGCCGCCGACAGAAUAUCCUCCAUGGUGGAGACCAUGCUUGCCAUCGUUGCCGACGCACGAACCAAUCAUGAUCACGAUCGUGCCAUGGAACUUUGUGAACGAGCCUUUGCCAUUCAGAAGUAUCAUUCACCAGAGGAUUCCGCAGGUAUUUGUGGCCUCAUUGGUGACAUUUUGGUGGAUCAGGGAUACUAUCCUUUGGCAAUUGACAGGUACAAGGCUUGCCUAUCCGCUCCCUUGGCCGACACGGGCAAGCCGAGUCUGGACACGGCAACGUUCUACGACAAACUAGCCAAUGCCCUCCUCUUGGAUGGCGACUGUAACGCGGCCCUCGGCGAGUACGAGAAUGCCUUGGAUGUUCGGGAAGACUUGCUGGGAAACACGCAUCUCGCCAUUGCCGAGACGUAUGAACGAAUGGGCAUUGCGGCCUUGAAGGACGACAAUCUCAAGUUUGCUCAGUACGCCUACGGAGAAGCCGUUGCCGUUACAAGGUUGUUGCCUGAUAUGCCGGAUUUGCAAAAAGCUUCUGCGUGUGAUCGAUUUGGUGCUGCAUUUUUGGAAGGAGGGUACACGGAUAUUGCCUUGGUGUAUUAUCGAGAAGCUUUGCGAUUCAAGACUGCAGCUUUGGGCCAGCAUGACUUGUUCGUUGCCGAUGCCCAUGAAAAGAUUGGGGAUCUACUGUACGAAAAGGGCGAAUUUCACGCCGGCAAGGAAGCGUUUCAAUCCAUGUUGACAAUCCGCAAAGAGCUCCUGGGAGAGGAUUCUGUCACGAUGGCAGAAUCGUACAGUCGUGUUGGCAACGCCUUGUUGGACACGGCUGACUACUCUGGUGCUGCGGAGGCGUACCGUAAUGCCCUGGCAAUCUACGAAAAAGUGCAAGGCCCAGGUUCUGAUUCCGCCAAUAUUGUGUUUCAAAACCUGAAAAAGGCAAUGAAGAAGGAAGCCCAGGGUCUCCUCGUCAUCAAAGGCAAGAGUUUGGCCAAGUUGAGGAUCGGGAGCAAGGGCAAACGCAAAUCCAGGCGGGCGAGCGGUAAAUCCAUUCAGACUAUAUGA
This is a messenger RNA of Seminavis robusta, 2991 nucleotides long. NCBI's taxonomy places the organism in Eukaryota, Bacillariophyta, Bacillariophyceae, Naviculales, Naviculaceae. The record is from the annotation of a GenBank genome assembly.